This is a messenger RNA of Cataglyphis hispanica, 3787 nucleotides long. RefSeq lists its product as uncharacterized. The transcript has 13 exons. Gene Ontology annotation, molecular function: ATP binding; protein kinase activity. NCBI's taxonomy places the organism in Eukaryota, Metazoa, Arthropoda, Insecta, Hymenoptera, Formicidae. Gene Ontology annotation, biological process: mitotic spindle assembly checkpoint signaling; protein phosphorylation; attachment of spindle microtubules to kinetochore. Bases 407 to 3202 code for a protein of 931 amino acids. The record is from RefSeq and is a predicted model, not a curated record.
UGACAAAACGAUUGAAAAUAAUAGUAUGAAGGAACGGAGCGAAAAUGAUUGACGAAUAAACAGCACUACCUAAAACAACGCCCAUCGGAACUGUCAGAAAAGAGGUACCCUGUGUACAUUGCCACCACAAUUUCGCAGUUUAGUCGUGAAAAGGAAGCAGAUCGUGCCGCACUCUCGGCAGUUCACGUUCGCGUUGUAUCGCAGUGUUCGUCACAACAUUAAUCAACCUGCCGGAUUCUUAUAUUGGGAAUAUUGAUCAGUUAUCGUGUACAGCAUGGGUGUAUGCAAAAUAGCCAAAUGGUUCAAGUUGAGAUCGAGGACUUUAAGAUUGACAAACUUAAUUUAAAAAGUCAGUCCGAUAUCACAGCUGUCACAAUACCUGACGUUGCUUCGCGAAUUGUGCGCUAUGAAGAAAUUAUUUUCGUUCAAAUGGGCCAAAAAAACAGCUGCGCGAUCGGACAGAGGCGUACAGUCCACGUCGCAAGGCAACAAUGAAUAUUACCGAAACAUAUUACAACAAUUUACAAGUAGCUGUCACACACCGAAUGGGGACAUCAACGACCCGGGCUGGGUGAUUUAUCGUCCUAAAGAGCAAUACGCCGAACCGUCAUCUAAAAAAAGCAAUGGAAAAUCACAGGAACAAGCGCAGCUUAUACCAGGUGUGCCGUAUAUACGGGCUUCUGAAAUAUUCGAGAUCGGAAGUGUGGUGGGCACUGAGAGUCAAUUUCUCGAGUUAGUAUCUGCAGAAUGGCACAAUAUGAAGGUGACACUAAAGAGAAAUAUAUUUCCAUCAUGCCACGAUGCAAUAAAGAGAGAAGUAGAAGUUCUCAGAGAAAUUCGCCAUCCUAAUAUAUUGUUAUUGAUGGGCACAACACAUACAAAUGCGCAUAAUCUUGUUUCCAUCUUCGAAUCUGUCGAUUGCACAUUAUAUAGUUAUAUACAUGAGCGAGGCGAACGAAUAAAUACACAAGGAAUCAUGCAAAUCGGCAUGAAAUUGGCGGAUAUAUUAAAAUACUGCCAUAUGCGCGGAUAUAUCCACACAGCAAUCAGUUCGCGUUGCGUUUACUUUACAUCUAACAACAAUGUUAAACUUGGUGGAUGGGAAAUGGCUGUAGAAGUGGGAAUCCCUUAUCAAUUUCGCGAAUACGAAAAAUAUUUGCGACUAGAAAACUUGAAGUGGGAACCACCGGGAACUUGUUAUGGAGAAUAUCAUAAUAAAAAAAUUGAUGUUUAUAGCUUGAUGUUGUUAAUAUGGGAAAUGUGCACAGGAUGUGUACCACGAAGCGGGUAUAAUCGUCCAAAUGUAAAACGACAUUACAUGAUACGGAACCGUGAUGUUAUCGUAAGCUUGCAAAAUGUCCCACCGAUUCUCCAUGAUUUAUUAGAAACUGGAUUGCACCCAGAUGAGACGAAAAUGACGUUGGACAUGGAAAAAAUAGGAAGGAGACUUCAUAGGCUACUAAUGAUACAUGAAGAAGAAAAGAAUAGCACAUAUAUGAGUAAACGCACAGACAACAGUAAUGAUCUUUUGUAUAAUGAUAAUAAUGCAUUAUAUAAAAAGACUUUUGAUGUAACAUCUAUACAAAAUAAGGCGUUGAUUAGAAGACCAUCUACCAAAUCAUCGCAUUGCCCCAUAGAGAAAAAAUCUUCUUCCAAUCAAUUUCUCAAGUUUAGGAAAAAACAAUACAGUGAUGAUUUGGAUUCCCAAAAUAAUGUCGAAAAAACAGACGCAUCUGUAAUCGAUGAUAGUAUUGUGAGUUCUAUGAUUAAAGUAAGAAAUACGACUUCUUGCACUCGUUGUGCCGAGAUUACAGAUAUGAUGUACAAUAUGGAUGAGGUAAAUGAUGCACGAGCUAAUAUAAAACGAUUAAAAGAACUAAUAGCCAGUAAAAGAGAAGAUUUCUUCUCUGGAAACGAUUCAAUGUUAUCUUCUUAUUCAAAUCCAAAAGCUACAAGCACAUUAAUCUCAGAAGAAAGAAGUCCCAACUGUAUAACAUGUAAACCAGCUAGUCAUUCAACUACUAUAGAACCUAAAUGUUAUAAAUCACCAAAUGAAUAUAAUGGGACUAUUCCAAAAUCGUCAUACUCAUAUCAACGAAAGACGCCAUAUCCAAGCAUGCCUGCGAGCAUUAAGCAUGCAAUAAUACAACCUCGGGUUUUGCAUCCUGAUGCUAAAAGUUUUUACGAAUCCACAUUAUGGAGAAAAGAAAAAGAGAUUUGUUUAUCACGAAUGGCACGCGACAGUAAAGAGCAGACAGAAGAUUUAUCAUCGCUACAACAAUCAAGUUAUAAUGAUACUCCUAUCACUGAUGAUGAUAAAGCACAAUAUUCCAAAACAGAUUUGAUAAAUACUGAUGCUACAUAUACCAUUGAGUUUAAGGAAAAAGAUAACAAAGAAUCAUCCUUAAAAGAUAUGAAAAAUGAUUAUGUAUCAACAAAGCUUUCACCUUUUUCAAAUAAAUCCAUACAAGAUCUGAAGGAUGCCCUUGAUCGUGCCACAGAAAUAGUGCACUCAGUAACACCAUCAAAAAUUUGUAAUUCUAAGCUCAAUUGGGCUAAUACACAAGAAUUCAAAACAGUAUUAAAAGAUUUAUAUGAAACAACACAUGAUAACAACCAAAAGAUCACAGUUACUGAAAGAUGGACGCCUGACAACAACAAUUUCGCAGAAAUAAAUGAAGUUAGAGAUACAGAAAGUAGCAUUGAAUCCUUCUUAAGACAUGAAGAAAUUUUCAAUCAAGCUUUCAUAAAUGAAACAUCUAGUUCUGCAACCAUGAAAACAUCAAACAAAUCUCCAAUGUUAACGCUGGAGCAAUCGAUCAACUUGCAAAAAACGGAUAAAAAUAAUAUAGCCUUUACAAAUAAGAUUAUGUCAAAUUUGCAACAAAACGGAGUAGAUUUUAAAACACAUAAGAUGGAAUAUGUCAAUAUAGAUACUAUCUCGAACAGUAUUGCAAUAAAAGAUUCACCGAGAAGACGUUCUCUACCCGCAAGGUUGAAUACUUUGACAAUAAUGUCUGUCCCAAAAAUUACUCACCAAACAAAUAUGCCAGUCAGUCAAUAUUUGACUGAGGAUAUAUAUAUUGACGAUGAAUUCGGUAGUAGAUUAAAUUAUAAUCUAGUUCUCUUGGAUGAUGAGUUACAUUUAUUAAAUACUACUUUAAAUGACAAUGAAAGUCUACCUCAGACUACAGAGUUAUAAAUUGUAUUAAACUCAACUUGUUUAUUCAUUCGCGCAUACAUUUAAAAAAUCGUCAUUCUUUUUAAAUAAUUUAUGGUUAUUUAUAUGCCAUUUUGAUAUCAGGACAAAUUUUUGUUUUAUACUGAUUUGAUGAUACAAUCUUAAUGCGAAGAAUAACACGAUUUACCUAUUUCUCAUCAUUUAUUUAUGUUUACAAGCGUAAGUAAUUUAAUGUUACAAAAUGUUUUUAGAGAACUGUGUAAUUAAAGAAAAAAGUUAAAGAUAAUUACUUUAUAUUAUUAAUAGAUAAAAGCAGACGGAGGUCAAGACAUAUGAUCUCAUUUAUACUCGUUUAAGUUUAUAUUUAAAUUGUCACCUAAAUAUUUGAAAAAAUAUAAAAAAAACGUAUUAUUAUAAACUUAUUUUACUGAACAAGUUCUUUAAGAACAUUUUAUAUACAAUUACAGAUUAUUUGUUGAAUACAUACAUACUUUAUUUUAUAUAACAUGCACAAUUAUCUUGUGCAAUAGUAAUAUAAGAAUUGUGAUUGAUAUCUUUUUGUAUUUAUUUCAUAAAAGUUACAAUGUAUAGAUAGAAAGAAUAUUA